CCCCGGGCUAGUUCCUUUGAAAAAAUGUUUCUUCUUCCAAGUUCUCCGCUUCCAGGAACAGGAACUCAUGGGAGUCAACAUAAACCUAAUUGGCUUAUGGAUUUAGGGGAGAAAGGGUCAACGGUCAAGAUCAUUAGACUGAGGCUUGGUCGUUUUGGCUUAAAUAGUAAUUUACAUAUUGUGGGUAAAGAUUCAGCUGGGCAGUGUGAGACCCUGAAGCAAUGAAGCAUCUUUUCCUAGAAUGUGCCAAGUACAGCAAGGAAAGUGUUUUUUAAAAUUUAAUAAAUAAAUAAAAGUUGUAUUAGAUGUUUCUUCUUUUUCUUUAAAAUCCUUAUUUGACCUGAAGAAUGAGAACCACCAGCUGAUUACAAGGGCAGUGUUACAAUUCUUACAUGAUUCAGAGCUGUAUCUGCGGAUUGAAUGAAGGACGAGGUUGAUUUUGUAUUUCUUUCUUCUUUUUUUCCUUAAUUGUAGUUGAAGCAUAGUAUCUGAAGAGGGCAGUACGACGCCAUGUAUGGUUUUACACUACCGGAAAUAUGAAAGACUAGUUGUUUGCAGCACAAAUGUGAUUUCCUUCCAGUGGACAUCGGCGACUCCCACGUCUGUUGCUCGGGCAGCAGGAGCAGGAGCGCGACCUUUCCCACGUUCGCUAAGCAACAAGACCCCCAAGUCUGCCUUACACGUCCAUUUUCAUGGCCGUCGGACGUCUGCGUGGGCUCUCACGGUGGCUUCGAGCAGGUAGACACAGCUCCUUGAUGCACUGGUCCCAGAUCCCAGUGUGCUCCCCGUCGGCGUCUCAUUCUCCCUCGGCGACGUUUCGUGAUGCCAGCAACAGCAGCAGACGUGUGGGCAAGGCACGCGGAGAGCAAAAUGGAGCCCGCAGCAAUGAAGACGGUGGCGACGACGACGAAGAAGACUCAAUCAUGGAGGAAGUAGAAGACAAACUCUGCGCUUUGCUGGAAGAGGGUAUAAAGAGGCAGAAGACUAUCAAAUACAACAUAAUGCGCAGGAAGAUGACGCCGUCAGGCGCUCCGGAGAGGAACUUGACUUGGGAGGCCAUGGAGACCAUCAGGUAUCUAAACCGAGAGCAUCCAGAUGAGUGGACAGUGGAACGUCUGUCUGAAGGCUUCUCGGUCAGCCCCGCUGUGAUUCGAAGGGUGGUCCACAGCAAGUUCAGCCCGGCGCCUCACAGGAGAGCUGAGCAGGAUGCCAAGGUGACGUCCAGGCUCCAGCGUGCAGCAUUGUCUGCGGGUGCGACCGGGAUAGAGCAAAGUCGACCGGAUCUGCAAGCGGGACGCUCCGUACGCCAGCUCUCGUCUCCUGGAAAACCGGAAGCUGCUUUGGUUCCCGUGACUGCAGGUAUGGAUGAAGCUUCAGUUCUCGUUACCAUUCCGGUGACGACACAGAAAUGGCACAAAGAUGCUGCAGCGACCACAAUAUGGCCGGCACAGGAUGGCUCAGCUGGCGCGGAUCCAGCAGAGGUGCAAGAUGAGACGUGGGAUGGACAGGUGUUGUCCGAGGAAGAGCUUGAUGAGUUUAAGGACAUUAAGUCUGUGCCCGUGCUGCGAGUUGGAAAUGAUUUCUUUGAUGAAAAUGGACAUUUUUUGUACAGAAUAUAAUGAGCACAAGAAACACUGGAUGCAACAGAUUUCAAUGUAAGCUAAUAAAGAUCAUGUGAAAUACAGUA
Molecule: messenger RNA, 1687 nt
Organism: Phycodurus eques (leafy seadragon)
Lineage: Eukaryota; Metazoa; Chordata; Actinopteri; Syngnathiformes; Syngnathidae
Gene: ngrn
Product: neugrin, neurite outgrowth associated
Exons: 4
Coding region: 693-1619 (308 amino acids)
Cellular component (GO): nucleus
Source: RefSeq, a predicted model, not a curated record